This is a messenger RNA of Gossypium raimondii (Peruvian cotton), 1710 nucleotides long. RefSeq names its product NAC domain containing protein 50. Gene Ontology annotation, molecular function: DNA binding. The transcript is spliced from 4 exons. Bases 157 to 1512 code for a protein of 451 amino acids. Lineage: Eukaryota; Viridiplantae; Streptophyta; Magnoliopsida; Malvales; Malvaceae. The record is from RefSeq and is a predicted model, not a curated record. Gene Ontology annotation, biological process: regulation of DNA-templated transcription.
GUGUGAAAUUUCUUGUAAACGAAGGAACCUGGUUUCUUCAUCAUCAAUCAAAAAUACUCGAUAUAUGUUUCUUCAAUUCAUUUCAUUUCAUUUCGUAUCGCCCACGAAAACACACUGUUUUUUGUAUUUUUCGUUUCCCCAAACAACUAUCUCUCUAUGGGUCGUGAAACUUCUUUAGUUGCAGAUCCAGGACCGACCGCGGUGGCUACGGCGACGGCGAAGGCGGCAAAGACUGGCAGUUCUGCGACGGCCUUAGCACCUGGGUUUCGAUUCCAUCCAACUGAUGAAGAAUUGGUUAGCUAUUAUUUGAAAAGAAAAGUUACGAACAAGCCUGCCAGGUUUGAUGCUAUUGCCGAAGUUGAUAUUUACAAGCAUGAACCUUGGAACCUUUCAGACAAGUCAAAAUUGAAAACCAGAGACCAGGAAUGGUAUUUCUUUAGUUUAUUGGACAAGAAGUAUGGCAAUGGGGGAAGAAUGAAUAGGGCCACAGGCCAAGGGUAUUGGAAGGCCACGGGGAAGGACCGAGAGGUCCGUCAUAAUUCACAGCUUAUUGGAAUGAAGAAGACGUUAGUCUUUCAUAGCGGGAAAGCUCCUGAUGGCUUGCGAACCAAUUGGGUUAUGCAUGAAUACCGGCUCAUUGAAGAGGAAUUGGAAAGGAUUGGAGCAUUGCAGGGCUACGUGCUAUGUAGAGUAAUUCAUAAGAAUAAUAUUGGACCACCAAAUGGAAACCGGUAUGCACCUUUCAUUGAGGCGGAGUGGGAUGAUGGUUCAGCCGCUCUGGUUCCAGGAUUAGACACUGAGGAUGAUAUUGCAGCUGGUAAUGAGUCGAUAGCCAGAAAUGAUGUGGCAGCUACCGAGAAUGCAGCAACUGAAAGCAAUGGCGUCCUGAGGAUCAGUUCUGAGCAGCAGGACAUUGAACAUCCAGACGAGGAUGCUCCGCCUAGUGAUGAUGUUCCUAGAGAGUCAUCAAAUGAGAGAACUGAUGACUGUACUUUGUUACCUCCAUUCAAGAUCGAGAGAUCAGAUGAUUGCCCACCGCUAUGCAUGCCUAAUCGAGAAGCACCCUUAUCUCUAUUCGGGCACAAGAGAAGGCGGCAUAACGAUUUUGGUCCAAACCAUGCAAAUGUUACUGAGAAUUCAACUAGAAUGACUCAAGAUCGUUGGUCGUCGACGACAACCACCACCACCACCACCACACCACCACCAUCAUCCGCGACAACAAUGGCAGUUUCUGCACUCCUGGAAUUUUCGUUAAUGGAAUCUAUGGAACCCAAAGAGAAUCAUCAUGUUCCUCCUACGCCAAAAUACAAUGCAACGACUAAUCUAAAUUCCAUGGUGCCUCCUAGCUGCAUGAAACUUAUCAACUAUUUGCAAAACGAGAUCCACAAGACCUCCAUUGAGAGGGAGACAUUGAAGCUCGAAAUGAUGAGUGCUCAAACUAUGAUCGACAUUCUACAAUCGAAAAUAGAUUUUCUUAGCAAGGAAAACGAGGAUCUAAAGAAGAGCAACUGAGUCGCGUAGUACAGGAGCCUAGGUUCUUUCCGGUUCCGGUUCCUUGAUUUCCUUUCCUUAUUUAUGCAUGUAUUAUUGUUCACCGGCACGAUUGUAAACUUCAGAUGACGUUAACAUUCAGUUUGUUGAUGAACAAUGUUGUAGCUUUCCUCCUUAUUUAAUACUCGGUUAAUGAACAUUUUAAAAUGUUUCCAGAUU